UGCACUCAUAAUGUGAAAUUCGAAACAAUAAAUAAAAAUGUCAUCAGUAGCACCACUCGCUCUACAGCCUUUAGACAGCCCUCCCACCCUCAACCUUCCUCACCAAUCCGACAACCCACCAGCCCCUCUCAAUUCCACCGAUACUAAAUCCAACGACCUCAUUACCCAACGAAUAAUCCAACUCCAAUCCCUCCUCUCCACACUGCACGCCUACCGCGAAACCAUCCCCGCCAUAAUUGAAGCCUACAAGUCUGGCAAACUCACUAUUGAGCCGGGGCAACUCACUUUUUGGACUGGGAAUUGCCAAUUAGGCCCUGUAAGGAAAUUUGAUGUCCCCACCACAGAGGAUGAGAGGCUUGGACAGCAGGUUAAAGUGAUGGGGAUGUUGGAUGAGAUGCUCAAGGUGCAGGAUAGGGGGGAUUUGUUGUGGAUUGAGAAUCCGUUGCCGUCGGAGGGAGGGUGAGUGCGUAUGGAAUGUUUAUAGUUGAUGUUGGAACUGUGUACUAUUUGUAUGAUCGAGUCAUCCAUGUUAAUAUUUGUCUUGUCUCUAAUUGACUGUGAUUUUCGUCAUGACA
This is a messenger RNA of Talaromyces stipitatus ATCC 10500, 575 nucleotides long. RefSeq lists its product as uncharacterized. Lineage: Eukaryota; Fungi; Ascomycota; Eurotiomycetes; Eurotiales; Trichocomaceae. The record is from RefSeq and is a predicted model, not a curated record. The transcript has 3 exons. The coding region runs from base 38 to 463 and encodes 141 amino acids.